GUUAAUUAGUAAAAGGAAGCAGCUGUUUGUUAUUUAGUUAUCUGAAGGAGGGGAUUCCAGUUGGCGGCUUACGCAAAACAAGAGGAUGAACUCAGCUCGUAAUAGGGCCAUCUGUAGACAUUUCACAAAUGGGUAUUGCAGAUUUGGUCACAGGUGUCAUUACCUACACGAAUUGACAGUGACACCAUCACCUCAAAUAUGCAGAUAUUUUCAGAAAGGUGCAUGCUGGUACGGUGAACAUUGCAGGUAUCAACAUGUUCUUCCACAAAGAACUGGCAUGGCCUUUAGAGGUAGAAGAGGUUCAGUACCUUCCGUCUCCUCCUCAAGUGUGGCUCAUACUCCAUCCGGAAGAAGAGGGUCAGAGCCGUCUUUUCUGCUGGCUAAUGUAAGGUCCAGGCAGGAAUGCGGUGGAAGACCUUUGGCAGUUAAUGCUUCAAAUUCUCAACAUGCCAUUGGGCACCUGCCAGGCAAUAUUGCAGAGGAGCUGUCACAAGAAACCGACUUGGCUUCUGUUCAAAGGUCAGAAGGUGCUCAAGCAAGUGGAUGCCAUGGAGAAUAUAAGGGAACCUCAUCUGAGAAAUGGGAGGGAGCGGCCGCUGCAGCCUGUAGUUGCAAAAGUGGGGCGGCUGCAGCAGCUGAAGAAACGGAGGCCUUCUUGCAAAGUAGAAAUGUGACUUGCGGUAUCUGCAUGGAAAAAGUCUAUGAAAAGGCAAAUGCAAAAGACCAUAUGUUUGGGAUCUUGCCAAACUGCAACCAUCCCUUUUGUCUAGAAUGCAUUGCAACAUGGAGGAAAACAAAAGACCUCGGGCCAGAUGUCGUAAGGACUUGCCCACAGUGCCGAGUGAAAUCUGCCUUUUAUGUCCCAAGCAAAUACUGGGUUGAAGGGCAAGCAAAAGAACGUGUUAUAGCUGCAUUCAAGAAGAAAUUUAGUAAGAAAAGAUGCCUUUUCUUCGACCGAUACGGAUGCUGUCCCUUCAAAACGGAUUGUCUUUAUCAGCAUGUUAAAAAUUCAAAUCACCUAGCUUUUUCGUAUUGGUCAGAAGAUGAAGAUGAGGACCUAGAUCUGAUUAACUUUUUCAUAACCAUGUCCCUCCUUGAUGUUGAAGAUGAUACGGACGAUGAGGACUUGGCCUUCUACCUAACAGAACAAUAGUUAUUGAGCUUUUCCAGUCGUCUGUCCCUGACGAGCCACAAAAUGCUGUUCAUGGGCCCAGAAUGUAGAAUUAACAGGAUGCAGUCUGUUGUAUCCUAUUGAAAUUUAAGCUAAACCAUCCUUUCGAGUAGCCUUUUAUCAAGAUCAGGGAAUUUGGCCGUGCCCACUGAGUUCCAAGUUUGUUUAGGUUUUUCAAUUGGUCACACUAACAUUCCUAAAAUCUGAAACAUAAUUGAGAAUUGUGCCUUUUUUGUGGUUAUAAAUGCAUGUGUGUAUUUGGUUCUUCACAGCAGAUGGUUUGAUUUGUUUGUUGUUGUUUUUUUUGAUUAGGACUUCCCAGAUUAGAUGCAGCUUUAUUUGUGUUCCUGGUCUUGACAACCAAAACACUGCAGGUCAAAUUUUCACAACUUCCCUUCCCCAGUUUGAAGUUGUGUUCCAUUAAUUUGGGCAAUUUUGAUAUUUUUAAAGUGGUAGAUUGUUUUAAUUGCCUAGAGGUGAAGGUGUAUUGUGCCCCUUCUUGGUAAUGUCAAAACUGAUGAUGCCUGCCUCAAAGAAUUGUGGCUCCCUUUUUCUAUCUUUUGUGGGCAAGAGUACAAAAAAGAUUUUAUUCAUUUUUAAAAAAGAAAAAAAGAUGUACACGUAAAAUAAAAUGGAGUUUCACUGUCUCA
This is a messenger RNA of Cololabis saira (Pacific saury), 1821 nucleotides long. It is a transcript of the gene mkrn4, whose product is annotated as makorin, ring finger protein, 4. Gene Ontology annotation, biological process: protein polyubiquitination. Gene Ontology annotation, molecular function: ubiquitin protein ligase activity; metal ion binding. Bases 86 to 1153 code for a protein of 355 amino acids. NCBI's taxonomy places the organism in Eukaryota, Metazoa, Chordata, Actinopteri, Beloniformes, Belonidae. The transcript has 8 exons. The record is from RefSeq and is a predicted model, not a curated record.